GCUGCGGCGCCGCGCGGGUGGGUGGGAUAGUGGCGGAGCUCCGGGCGCCCGGGCAGGGGCGAGAGAGCGCCAUGGCGCCUGCUGUGGCUGCGGCAUCCGGUGCCCGCGCCGCGGCGAUGUGAGGAGGCCGCCUCUUCUCCAGGACUGAGGAGGCUACAGCUGCCCGCCUGCCUUCCACGCGGGCCGCGGCUCCGGCAUGGCCGGGAUCAUUAAGAAGCAGAUCCUGAAACACCUGUCCCGGUUCACUAAGAAUCUUUCCCCAGACAAAAUCAACUUGAGCACCCUGAAAGGGGAGGGUCAGCUCACCAACCUGGAGCUGGAUGAAGAGGUUCUACAGAAUGUGCUGGAACUGCCCACAUGGUUAGCCAUCACUCGGGUCUACUGCAACAGGGCCUCCAUCCGGAUCCAGUGGACAAAGUUGAAGACACACCCAAUUUGCUUGUGUCUGGAUAAGGUAGAGGUGGAGAUGAAGACGUGCGAGGAGCCUCGGCCCCCCAAUGGACAGUCUCCCAUUGCCCUUGCUUCAGGACAGAGUGAGUAUGGCUUUGCUGAAAAGGUAGUGGAGGGGAUGUUCAUCAUCGUCAAUUCCAUCACCAUCAAGAUUCACUCCAAGGCCUUCCAUGCUUCUUUUGAAUUGUGGCAGCUCCAGGGUUACAGUGUCAACCCCAACUGGCAACAGAGUGACCUUCGUCUGACUCGCAUCACUGAUCCCCGCCGAGGAGAGGUUUUAACAUUUAAGGAAAUAACUUGGCAGACACUUCGAAUUGAGGCAGAUGCUACAGAUAAUGGUGACCAAGACCCAAUCACCACCCCACUGAGGCUUAUUACCAACCAAGGCAGGAUCCAAAUAGCCCUCAAGAGAAGAACCAAAGAUUGUAAUGUGCUAGCCUCCAAGCUGAUGUUCCUGUUGGAUGACUUGCUCUGGGUGCUAACCGACUCACAGCUCAAGGCUAUGAUGAAGUAUGCCGAGUCGCUGAGUGAGGCCAUGGACAAGUCAGCCCAGCAAAGAAAGAGCUUGGCCCCUGAACCUGUACAGAUCACUCCCCCUCCACCCAGUGCCCAGCAGUCCUGGGCCCAGGCAUUUGGUGGCAGCCAGGGAAACAGCAGCAGCAGCAGCCGGCUCAGCCAGUACUUUGAGAAAUUUGAUGUGAAAGAGUCCUCCUACCACCUGCUCAUCUCCCGCCUGGACCUACACAUUUGUGAUGAUAGCCAGUCCCGAGAUCCAGGUGUCUCUGCAAAUAGACUCAUGGGUGGUGCCAUGCAGCUUACCUUCCGCAAGAUGGCAUUUGACUACUACCCCUUCCACUGGGCAGGUGAUAGCUGCAAACAUUGGGUACGACACUGUGAGGCCAUGGAGACCCGAGGACAUUGGGCUCAGAAGCUGGUGAUAGAAUUUCAGAGUAAAAUGGAGAAGUGGCAUGAAGAGACUGGUCUGAAACCACCCUGGCACCUGGGAGUAGACUCUCCUUUCCGGAGGAAAGCAGAUUCUCUUUCUAGUCCUCGAAAGAACCCUCUUGAAAAGUGUCCCUCUGGGGGACGACAGGCUGCUUUUCGGCCUCCAGCUUGGAAUCGCUUACGCUCCAGCUGCAUGGUUGUACGAGUAGAUGACCUGGACAUCCAUCAGGUUUCUACAGCUGGACAGCCAAGUAAGAAGCCAUCUACACUCCUUUCCUGCAGUCGCAAACUUCACAGCCUACCCAAUCAGGUCUCUGCCAUUCAUGUUGAGUUUACAGAGUAUUAUUUCCCAGAUAAUCAGGAGCUUCCAGUUCCCUGUCCAAACCUCUACAUUCAGUUAAAUGAUCUGGCAUUUACUGUGGAUCCUGUCAGCUUGCUCUGGGGAAACCUCUUCUGCCUAGAUUUAUACCAUAGCUUGGAGCAGUUCAAAGCUAUUUACAAACUGGAAGAUUCAAGGCAGAAAGAUGAACAUCUAGACAUCCGAUUGGAUGCCUUUCGGUUAAAGGUGAGCUUCCCUCUGGAGAAGAGAGAGCAGGCCAAGUUGCAUCGUCCCCAGGCCCUUGUCUUCUCUGCAUCAGGCAUGAUUGCCACCAAUACACGUUAUGCCCCACAAUGUAGCUGUCAGGAUCUCCAGAGUCUCUUCCGGGGUUUCGCUGCUGCUGAGUUCUUCCAUUCUAAUUAUGAUCGCUUUCCCAAGGUUCCUGGUGGCUUUAGCCUUCUGCACAUGCUGUUUUUGCAUCAUGCCUUCCAGAUGGAGUCCCGCCUUCCUCAGUCUAGUGCCCUUCCUCCCCAGAGGCCUAAGGCUUCCCAAGAUCUCUGGUCCAUUCACUUCACCCAUAUCUCCUUGGACUUUGAGGGAACAGAGAACUUCAAAGGCCAUACCUUGAAUUUUGUGGCCCCCUUCCCCUUGUCUAUUUGGGCCUGCCUACCGCUCCGCUGGCAGCAAGCCCAGGCUAGAAGGCUCCUUUUGGCCUCAGAGGGAAGGUUGAAACCAUCAGCCAGCUUCGGCAGUCCUGUUCACUCUGAAGCCCUUAUCUCUGAUUCUGUGUCCCAUCAGAGGUCAAAGACUGAGCAUGACUUGAAAAGUUUGUCAGGCCUUACAGAAGUCAUGGAAAUUCUGAAAGAAGGCAGUGAUGGUGCGGACAACAAAGGGCCUAUGACAGAGCUGGAGGAUGCAGCAGAUGUCCAUGUGCUUGUACACUCCCCUGCCCAUGUCCGUGUGAGGCUUGACCACUACCAGUACUUGGCUCUGCUUCGCCUCAAGGAGGUGCUGCAGGAGCUUCAGGAGCAGCUGACUAAGGAUACAGAGGCCAUGACAGGGUCUCCCCUGCAGGACCAGACAGCUUGCAUUGGUGUCCUCUUUCCCAGUGCUGAAGUGGCUCUGCUCAUGCAUCCUGCCUCUGGAUCUGUCAAUGCUGACUCUGCAGAUUCAGAUACCACAAGCCUCAUAGAUUCAGAGCUGUCUCCUUCAGAGGAUCGGGAACUGAAGUCUGAUGCCUCCUCAGACCAGGGCCCAGCAAGCCCCGAGAAAGUCUUGGAGAAUAGUAGUGUUGAAAAUCUGGAUGCAUCUCAUGAGAGGCCUCAGAGCAAUGGAGAAUGGCAGGACUCAGGUCCAAUUAUGCAGCAGCUGGCAGGGAAAGGCCACGAGGCAGUUGAGUCCCUCCAGGCCAAGAGACUGAGCAGAGCUCAAACCUCCAGCUCACCAGCUGUAUUGAAGUCUACAGCUGGCAGGGAUACUGCUGUAAAUGGACAGGGUGAGCCUGUUGCCUUGAAGAACAUUGAGGGAGAAUUGUCAAGUGCUAUUCACAUGACCAAGGAUGCCACCAAGGAGGCUCUCCAUGCUACCAUGGACCUCACCAAGGAAGCCGUAUCCCUAACUAAGGAUGCCUUCAGUCUGGGCAGAGAUCGAAUGACCUCCACCAUGCACAAGAUGCUGUCCCUGCCCCCAACCAAGGAACCCAUGGCUAAGACAGAUGAGGGCAUGGCAGCCCCUAUGAGUGGAGGUGCUGCCCGACUCCGAUUUUUCUCCAUGAAGAGGACAGUGUCUCAGCAGUCAUUUGAUGGUGUUUCAUUGGAUAACAGUGGCCCUGAAGACCGAAUUUCAGUGGACAGUGAUGGCAGUGAUAGCUUUGUGAUGCUCCUGGAGUCAGAGUCUGGUCCAGAAUCUGUUCCAUCAGGAUCUCUUCCAGGUGUCUUGGAUAAUGCUGUUCAAGGGAGCCCUGUCGUGGAUAAUUUUGGCCAGCGUUCCCCAGAGGCCAAUAGUUCAGUGUCACCCAGUGGUGAGGACCUCGUCCUUCAUUCGGUCUCAGUUCUGGUUCUGAAGGUGAAUGAAGUGUCUAUCGGGAUUGAGGUACGUGGUGAGGACCUGACUGUAGCCUUGCAAGCAGAGGAACUGACCCUGCAGCAGCUGGGCACCGUGGGACUCUGGCAGUUCCUGCAUGGACAGUGCCCAGGUUCCAACUUUCAGGAAUCUUCAAGUUUGAAGACUGACAACAUUAGGCCAGCUGUGGGCCUUCGCUUUGAGGUGGGACCUCAUGCAGCUGUUCAUUCCCCACUGGCCACACAAAAUGGCUUCCUGCACUUCCUACUUCGAGGCUGUGACCUUGAGCUGCUCACAUCGGUGCUCAAUGGCCUGGGGCCCUUCUUGGAGGAUGAGGAAGUCCCAGUAGUAUUCCCCAUGCAGAUUGAGCUCCUUAACUCCAGUAUCACCCUAAAGGAUGAUAUCCCCCCCAUCUAUCCAACAUCCCCAGGCCCCAUCCCCAUCACUGUGGCCAUGGAGCAUGUUGUGCUGAAGAGGAGCGACGACGGUGUGUUCCACAUCGUUGCUGCUGCUCAAGACAGACCAUCAACUGAAGUACCUAAAAGUGAGAAGAAGCAGCCCCCAAAAGAACACCUAUUUUUGGUGCCCACAGGAAAGGUUUUUGGACAACAGGUGAACGAACUGCCUACCCUACAAAAAGAACUUAUAGAAACUAAACAAGCACUGGCCAGUGCUAACCAGGAUAAAGAAAAACUUCUUCAGGAGAUUAGGAAAUAUAACCCCCUCUUUGAGCUCUGAUAGCAGAGGCUCAGCCGUUUGUGCCAAGAAGAGAGGAGAUCACCAGCAGUAGCACCACCUGGGACAGAAGGCACCGUCCAGCAUUGGAUAAUCUGCUGAGGAUGCGCGAGGGACAGGCGUACUCAGUGCACUCCCUGUGGGUGUACUUUCUACUAGCUGUUCUAGCUUGGAAUGAGGAUAGGGCAAAGCUGGGAAAUUGGGGUUGCUUUGUAUGUGGCUCAAGCAUCAUUCGUUGCCUGUAUAAAGCUAAAGCCUUUUGGCCUUCUGCACACUAGGUGGACUCUUCACACUGUAGGGCCAUUUCACCUCUUGGUUUCAUGGUGGAGAUUUUUGCUUCUUUCACAGCCUGUGUGAACAAUUGAAAGGACCCACUUCCUCAGCCACCCACAGAGCCACCAAAGAUUUCAUGUCCCAGAGCUUCCCGCAGCAGACCUGAAAAGUUGUUGACCAGAACUUUGGCCUUGAUAGUGGAAUAGAACAGGAAUAGCCCAGCAAGGGGAGUCGGGGUAGGAGAGGCAAAGAAUAAGGGAGACCUGGACUCUGCCUGUUUGGAAUGGGAAUCAGGCUCAUAUCUUCUUGGCAGAUAUUACAAUCAGAUUUUUUAGGGUCAAGCUUCUUUUCUGUUGUAAUUUCAUCAUUGUGAUGCUGUGGUAGAAAGUAAAGUUCUGACUAAGCCAUAUCAUCUUUCCCCUUCUGUAACGUAAUUUAUUUGAAAUUUAAAUUAAGAAAAAAAUUUCACUCUGAGCUAGGGUGAAGGCAAGAUGUGGUACGGAUCAACAUGGGAUCUUGAUUCUGAGCCCUCCAGGCUCCUGCCCCUCUUCUACAGUUGCACCUGAGAAUUCAGUUCCUCUGUCUUCCUGAGGUUCAUGGUCAUCUUCUUUGCCAGCAUUGUGACUUUGCUUACCUCAGUACUUGAUCAUUUGGGGACUGAAAAUGUAUUUCACAUUUUAACAUAAACAUCUCAACCAGUUGCCUCUCAUUCCCCUCUAUUACUGUGGCUUUUAAAAAUCAUGUAUUUUGAUGUAAGUAUAAAACGACAACAACGACAACAACAACAAACCCUUUAAUAUAUCUAAGUUUCCCCCCUGCCGUAUAAGAGAGCUGUUUCACUUCCCUAAUUCUCCAAAACUCUGCCUUCAUUCAUACCUCUGUGGUAUGGCUCAGGCUGUGUCAAUUUGGCAAAAGGUAUCAGCUAACUCACUUUGACUUAGCAAGAUGGUAAAAUAGUGAAUUAGUGAUAUAACUUAAGUCUUAAUUGUACAUAACCUAUUGGAAGAGAGGUAAAUGGUUUCUUUUAUAGGAAAUCAUGCUUGAUUUGUAUACUCUGGUUUUUUUGAGGAUAAAAAGAAACAUGCAUUUACAAGAGAACAAGAUCUAAUUUGUUCAGACUUUUAAGAACUUUGGUCAAAUUUCUCCACCAAGGCAAUUUUUAGAACAUCAAUUACUGUCAGAUUGUGGGAAUUUGUCAUUCUUGGGAAACAACUUAGAGGCUUGGGAAUAAAGAAACAUUUUUCUGGAGAGAAUGUUAACAGGGGAAGUUUCCUAAGGGUCGGUGAUUGGUUCAGUAUUAAGAUUCUUAUAAAUGACCCAAAUGUAGGUCUUUACAAUGCAAUAAAAUGUUGCUAUUUCCAUGCGAUGAAAGGUAGACCAGAAGAGACUGAGACAGAAAACAUCCAACCCCCACAAACUCAUAGACAGAUCACAACAAGCAGGGUGAAGACUCAAGGUGUCAAAUGAGUUUCAGCCUAGUCAGGAUAAGGGAAUGUGUUUACAGAAGAAUGAUUAGCUGACAGGGCAGUGGAUGCCACUGGAACUCAGGGAAGCAAGCAAAGUGCUGCGUAGAGGUGGGAUGGAUGUGCUGCUGUGGCCCCGGGCCUAGCUCAUGAGCAUGAUCAGGAAAAGCGCCGCAAACAUGACUGCACUCCAUGCAGAACUAUGGGUACAUCUUAAAUGAUCUGUGUAUCUCUAGAGACCUUAUUUAUCAAGUACAUGAUGAAGGGAGGAUAGGUCCAGAGAACAGCAAAAAUACCAAGGGGUAGAAGUGCUUCUGCACGACAAACCUUUAAGGUGUGGACUCUGUUCUACAAGGAUGAAAACAGGUGUUUGGUCACAUCCAGUGAGCAGCAAGGACCCAGUCCUGCAAUGUUAGCUCUAAGGCUCUGCCUCAUCACCUUGGGUAUAAGGAAGUGGGAAACCUGAAGAGCUUAUUGUUCAAGAAGUGGCACUGGCAGAAUCCAUGCGUGACUGCAGAAGGUUUAAGAGGAAUCUCUGUGAAAUAGUCUCCCAACAGGAAUGAUGUUUGGUGAUCAACAACCGAGCAGUAACAUCUCUCCUCAAAGUACCACUAGUGUUUCAAAUGUUGAGCUGAAUGGAUCAGUAGUUCUCUCAAAUGUGCAUUUCUAAUGUUCUUGAAGGAAAGUAGAGGAUGAGAGAGAUCCAGUAGCCAGAAAAUAGAAUUAUUCAAUCUCAGGCUCCCCUAAAGUCAUUUAAAGUCACAUUCUGAUUCUCUUCUGCUUCCUCCCUUGCCCUCCAUGCAAAGAUGUGUCUAGUAGGCAUUGCUUGGUAUACCUUUGCCUUAAGCUUGCAGUAGAAACACAUCCAGCAAGUACCAAGGCUGACCUCUUAAUGGCCAGAGCUGUCCGUUUCUGGGUUCUCUGAAGGAGUCUGGAGUUCUUGCCCAUGUGACAAAUGGAGCCUUAGAAUUUCUGACUUUUCUUAUAUGACAGCUUGAGCCAUUAUGUCUUGAAAUUACCCCUCAGGAAAAUGUGGUAGGAUUCAUUAUUCCUUGGAAUUUUAGUAAAAAUCAUCUUGUAUAACUUUAUGCUUCUAUUCAUAGGGUGAUGAUACAUUUUCAUAAUGAAGUAAGAACUAGUGGUAAUCUUCAGAUAAGUGUAAAGGAAAAUAAGGAAAAAGUAGUGUCAGCCCUUUUGAACUGUUUAUGCUUUCUGCUUUGGAGCUGCAAGACUGAACAAGAAGUAACAAUACCUCAAGAAAACGUGUGGAGUGAUAGCACCAGCAUCCCUCAGAGCUGUCAGCCACUGCACAUUAUCAUUUCAGCGUGAAACAUGUAUUACCUAUGAUCAUGGAGAUUUCUUGUUUACAUACACAAACUGGGGAUGAGCUUUAGUGUGCAUGGACUAGAGCAUAAAUCCUCUUCCCUGGGCGGCAGGGAUGGCUGGCAAUCUCAAAUUGUUUUCAACUCACUGGGAUAACCUUGUUCUGAUUUAAGACAGGAGUGGUUCUAGUCACAUGAUGGCUGCUUUUACUGUAUAUUUCAUUUGACCUUCAUUUUGCCAUGGCCUCAAACUUUGUGUCUCCUUUCCCAUGGUUCUGAAAGCAUGGUUUCUAUGUGGACUGUACAGGGAUAAAAGCCCCCCCUCCAUACCCCAUAACUUAAAUUUUUCCACUUAACUAAUUGACAUUAGUUCCUCCUUAGGGGGAAACAGGGUGGUAGAAGAUAGUUUGAAGUUUUGCCAGAUGGUAACUGUCCAUGUCAAACCUUUACACUAGGGAUCCCCCCUUCACUGUUUCAGAGAGCCUUGAAGGUGUGAUGCACCAUCCUUUCAGGGACUAGGGCCUUUGCCUCAUUGCUCCCCCAGCUUCUGCCAGAAUAGGAAUAUUCCUUCAUCUCUGGGUAGGUUUGCACAGUAGCUAUUAUUGAAGGCAUUUUUUUUUUUCCCUGUGGCUCUAGGGGAAACACUUGGACAACCUGCAACAGUGAAGCCUUGCCAAGUGACCAGACUUGGGAUUUGAUCUUCCUCACUUGUUAUUUAUCGUUUCAGCUUUAUGCAAUAUCUCUAAUGGCACUGGUUACAGUUCCUAUAACUGUUAAAAGAACAUUUUCCUGCUAGAGUGCAGAGACAUCUUUUUCAUCAGUUUAUUCACUUUUAGUCAAGAUUUAGCUUGACCCAUAGCAUUUCUUUGUGGAACAUGUCACUGAAAUGUCUUCAUUGGCUAAGUAUAUGUUUAAAGCUAUGAGUUUUUAAUGUAAGAUACUAAAAGUCAGAUGUGUCCCAGUUCGAGUCCAAGCUGUUUCCCCCUCUCAGGGUGCUAAACAGAAUUGGAAUCUUAAAGUCAUGUUCAGGAUAGCUUAAAAGACAGCAGCCUCAAAAUCCUUCUUUCUAUGACACUGAACGAACAGUAGAAAAAGAAUUCUGGGGGAUUGCCAAUUAUAUAUGGUAGCCUUAUUACUGCUAAUCACUGUAAAGAAAAGGUCACUCACUCCAUUCCCCUGUUUAAGGAAAACAAUGAGAAUGUAUGCAAUGAACUGGAAUCCUGAUCAGUAUUGGGAAAUUUUAAUGUUGUGACAUCUAAUAAAACCCUGAGUGUACUGGUUCUGUGAACCAUCUGAAAAAAAAAAAAAAAAAGCAUAUUAAACUUAUUAA
Molecule: messenger RNA, 8898 nt
Organism: Sciurus carolinensis (gray squirrel)
Lineage: Eukaryota; Metazoa; Chordata; Mammalia; Rodentia; Sciuridae
Gene: Bltp3a
Product: bridge-like lipid transfer protein family member 3A
Exons: 21
Coding region: 197-4513 (1438 amino acids)
Molecular function (GO): histone deacetylase binding
Source: RefSeq, a predicted model, not a curated record